This is a messenger RNA of Carassius gibelio (silver crucian carp), 4911 nucleotides long. RefSeq names its product DISP complex protein LRCH3. Bases 54 to 2258 code for a protein of 734 amino acids. The transcript is spliced from 20 exons. Lineage: Eukaryota; Metazoa; Chordata; Actinopteri; Cypriniformes; Cyprinidae. The record is from RefSeq and is a predicted model, not a curated record. Gene Ontology annotation, molecular function: protein binding.
UGUCCGCGCUCGUGCGGGGCCCGUCCGUGACGAUCCAGCGGCAGUGUUAGCUAAUGGCGGCUUCGGUGUUGCUCUCCGCGGAAAGCCCCGUGCCAUCGUUUACAGUCGGCCACCACGCCGGAGCUGCGGCGGCGGGAGCUGCUCAUCACGGAAUAUCCAUCGCUCCCGGAGCCGCAUCCUGGAGCCGCUCGCUGGACCGGGCGCUGGACGAGGCGGCGGCCACCGGAGCACUCACCCUCAGCGGCAGGAAGCUGAAGGAGUUCCCGCGGAGCGCCUCCGGACACGACCUCACCGACACCACACGCGCCGAUCUAUCACGAAACAGACUGACAGAGCUGCCGGUGGAGGUGUGCAUGUUUGUGUCGCUGGAGAGUUUGAACCUGUACCAGAACUGUCUGCGUUCACUACCAGAGAGUCUGAUAAACCUGCAGUCGCUCACCUACCUAAACAUCAGUCGGAACCAGUUUUCCACUCUCCCCGCUCAUGUGUGCCGUCUGCCGCUCAAAGUCUUGAUCGCCUGCAAUAACAAGCUGGUCUCGCUGCCGGAGGAUCUGGGCAGACUCAGACAGCUCACAGAACUGGACGUCAGCUGUAAUGAGAUCCAGACGCUUCCUCCACAGAUCGGUCAGCUGGACGCUCUGCGUGACCUCAACAUCCGCAGAAACCACCUCGUUCGCCUGCCUCCAGAGUUGGCUGAGCUGCCGUUGGUCCGGCUUGAUUUUUCCUGUAACAAGAUAACGACAAUCCCAGUAUGCUUCCGCAAUCUCAGACACCUCCAGAGCAUCAUUCUGGACAACAAUCCUCUCCAGAGCCCACCUGCACAGAUCUGUAUAAAGGGAAAGAUUCAUAUAUUUAAAUAUCUGAAUAUGGAUGCAUGUAAAGCAGCAUCAGACCUUCCAGACUACGACAGAAGACCAGUGCCUUUCGGAUCCUGUGCAGAGGAUUUGUAUUCUGGCCGACCGUACGGCGCUCUGGACUCCGGCUUCAACAGUGUGGACAGCGGAGACAAACGGUGGUCUGGAAAUGAGCCUUCAGACGAGUUGUCAGACUUGUCGUUGAGAGUGACGGAAAUCACCAGAGAGCAAAAACAGAGACGAGAUCGAGAAAGAGAGUGUGAGGAUCAUCGGACAGUGUCUCACAUGACCAAUGGCACAUUGGAAGCAGAGCUUGAACAGAUAGACUUCAUUGACAGCUGUACAGGGGAUGAUGAGGAGGAGGAUGGGCGGAGCCGUAAAGGGGCGGAGCCUGUCAGCCUCAGCUCACAGUUCAUGGCCUACAUUGAAAGACGGAUCACUAGAGAGGGUUCACCCGUGAAGACCAGCCCGUCCAGAGACUUCAGAACUGAUGAUCCCAGACGCCAAACCUCCUUACAAAACCGUGGUGGGUCAGAACCAGCGGUCACAUCUUCAUACGCUCAUAAUCAGCGCUCCGCUGGUGCGGCGUCGUGUUCUGGCGUCGGUGUGGAGAGAGUGAGACGGGAAGCUCAGCUGGCGGCUCUGCGGUACGAGGAGGAGAGACACAAAACAAGAUUAGUGCAAAGAGACGGCGUCAUGAACUACGUCAAGCACAAGUCGUCUCCGAGCCCUACGACACUCAGUCCGACAGACAGUGAGACUCUGUACCCCUCCAGACGGUCCACUCACACAGAUGACUCCGCCCUCUUCCUGCAAGGGGAAGAUUAUGGCUCGCUGUCUCCCUCCGCCCUCCAAACCCUGACGUACCCCAUCCAGAGACCUGAGAGUUAUCUUUUCCGCCUCGGACAGAGAGAGGAGAAGAAAAAAGGAGAAUCAGGCACACAGAAGGCGGAGCCAGAGGAAGCCACGCCCACACAUAGCCCCACCCCCAGGGGAGAGGAGGCAAUACUAAUAGAGCAGCUGAGAAGGAACAUCGAGUGUCGACUCAAGGUGUCUUUACCCAGUGAUCUUGGGGCAGCUUUGACUGACGGGGUGGUCUUGUGCCAUCUGGCCAAUCACGUGCGUCCCCGAUCCAUACCGAGCAUCCAUGUGCCCUCGCCAGCAGUGCCUAAACUGACGAUGGCCAAGUGUCGACGAAAUGUGGAGAACUUCCUCGAGGCCUGCCGCAGAAUUGGAGUUCCUCAGAACCAGCUGUGUCUCCCGCUGCACAUCCUGGAAGAGCGAGGUGUGUCUCAGGUGGCCGGGACGGUCCGUGCGCUCCUGGAUCUGGCUCCUCCGAAACACACGGCGUCCCCGAGCACGACCCCCACCAGCCCCAGCUCCACCUCUCCACUCGCUCUGUAGACAUCUCAUCCCUGCAGGACCACAGAUCUCUGAGACUCCUUUCUGUUCUCGAGCGCCUCACGAACGGUUCUGUAAGGGUAACACACACACACACUCCCUGCUCUGUGAACACACACACUCUUCAGACCCCGACCAGCCUCAGACAACAGAGAAGAGACGACUGACCAACACACGUGUCCACAGACUGCUUUGAAACUAGAUUUCAUUUUAACAGCUAGUUUAACACCUUAAUAUCUCUAUUAUGGGUGGUGUUUAUUCUUAUUUUGUAAUAUUAUUAUUAUUAUUAUUAUUAUUAUUAUUAUUAUUGAGUUGGCCAAAACUACCCAAGCUUGUGUAUCCGAGAGUUACAUUGGCUGGUGUUUUAAUCUCACAAAACCUGCCGGUCACAUUUCAACCUGAAAUAAAGUUAAGAUAUUAUACUUGCAGAAAUUGAAACACAUUUUUAGGGCCUUUAAGAUUUUUGUGACAUUAUUUUCAUGACGUGAGAAACAUGCUCUCAUUGCAAAAAACAAAAUAAAUUAUCACAAUGCAGAAAUGUAACGCAAAGUAAAUUCUGCAUUACUUGUAUAUAUAUAUAUAUAUAAAUGCAGAAUUUACUUUGCAUUAUAAAUGUAGUUUUUUGCAUUAUAUAAAGUAUUGAAACACAUUUGGUUUUUGUGAAAAUUUUCAUGACAUGCAAAUCAGAUUCCCAUCAUCACGAUGCAAACUUACAAUGAUAUAUUAUUUAAAUUGUAAAGUAUUUAAAUGUAUUAAAUUAGCUAUUGUACAUUUGUACAUUUCAUUCGUAUCGCUGUAACUAUUGAUUAAUGAGAAUUGCAAAAAAAAUUACCAUAAAUUAUCCAAAUGCAUCAUACUAAUAAGCAUUAUUUUUCAUGAAAAUGAUGUCAUAAUGCAAAAAAAUAGAUAGCAGCAGGUCACUGACUGAAAGACACUAAUUCACACUAAUUCUGUCACGAGUCGAGUUUUAGUGUGGAGCCACAGGGGACACUUUAAGUGAAGAAAACUUCAAACUUUAAGAGCUACCUUGUAAAACUGAGAGGUAUUUUAGUGCUAGAACGAGGUUUAACACAAUAUAAUGGGCACAAUAAAACUAAAUCUGAUAUAUGUAAAGAUGUUUGAAACAGUAAAUGAAUGAAACACUUAUUCUAGUUUAACAGCCUUGGAGCUGAUUUCUGUUGCUGUCAUGGGUUUAUAUGUAACUGGUCUUGCAUGCAAGGGAUUCUGGGUGUUGGGAGUUUGGACUGAAAUGGGACGGCAGUGUAAAAAUGUUUUUUUUUUUGUAUUUAACUUUUUUAUUCAGAUUGGUAUGUGACCACCAUUGCAUGGCUUUGCUUAUGAUUUGUCUACCAAUACAACACACAUCUAAUCCAUUGUUUAGAGGGGUGUGUGUGUGUGUGUGUGUGUGUGUGUGUGUGUGUGUGUGUGUGUGUGUGAGCCUGAGAAGCACAGAUGUCUUUCCAGAGACAGUUCCACACAGUUACUGAAAGCAUGACCAGGUCAUUUCACAAAUGUGUAUAUAUAUAUUUAUAUAUAUAUUAAUUUUUCAUAACAAUUAAGCACAUGUUUACUAUAGAAUCAUAUAUUAUUUACAUAAUGACAAUUUUAAAACAAGUUUAGUUAAUUGCAUUAUAAUGUGGUGAGAAAAUAUUUUAUUAUUUAAUUUUUUGGCAUUAUUAAUGCUGUUUUUUUUAUUAAAAUAAAAGAUAAUACGUUUUUCAUUAUAAUGGCAACAAUUUUUUUAUUUUUACAUUUUCUCUGCAUUAUAAUGCUAAGAAAAAUAUUAUUUAAAAUAAAAAAACAUUUGAAAACAUUUAUUUUAAAUAACCGUCUUUGCAUAAUAAAUAUAUAGUAAGGUAAAAAAAAACAUGUUUUAAACAGAGCUAGUCUUUGUUUGAAUCAAGACCUCUCCACGUGUAUAACGCAAAGAAAAUAAACAUGUUUUUAAAUGUUAUUUUUUUACUUUUUUAUAUUAGUAUUUAAUAUUAGGUCUUAUUAGGUCUUAUUUUUCAUAAUAUUUUCUUCAUCAUAUAAUAUUUUGUAUCAAUUGUAAAACCUGUUGCAAAAAUGUGCUUAUUUAUUAUGAUAAAAAAAAUAAAAUGGCCUACUUUUUCUUAAUGCAAAAUAUUCUUUUUAAAUGUUUCUAAUUUUUAUGUUGAAGCGUGACCUGGAUAUGUUUUCAUGAGAUUCACCCGAAGAUUCAUGAAGAUAAAGCAGCUUUUAUCAAACUUCCUCAUCUGUAAUAUGACAAAAACUCAUUAAAGUUAGAGUCAUUAAAGUUUCUAUUUUAACUUGCUUUUUUAGAGACUGAUGAGUUUUUAUAAGGGAAGUUCCAAGCGGAUUAUUGCGAAAGGUUUUGUAUAGUUGUUCUAGAGUGUUUUUCUCUUUCUCACAGAUCAUGUGGUUUCUUCUGCAGGGUUUGUCUCUGCGUGUCUGUACAGUAAAUAAAUACAUUCCAUACGUUUACAAGUAUGAACCACGAGCACCUCCUGUGUGCUUCACACGUUUGCCCGGACAUGAGCUGCGUAUUUUCACUGCCGUUUAGUUUCUGAACACUUCUCCCUGCAGAACAUUUUGUAAAGUUUUUACUUUUGGAAUAAAGAUGGUCUGAACAUUUGGAUUUGUGAAACACGUGAAUAAAAAAAGUUCCCAUUUG